Molecule: messenger RNA, 4824 nt
Organism: Symbiodinium sp. CCMP2456
Lineage: Eukaryota; Dinophyceae; Suessiales; Symbiodiniaceae
Source: the annotation of a GenBank genome assembly
AUGGAAGUCUUCCUGCUGUACCUCGGAGGGAUCGCCCUCGGACUCUUGACCAUCGAACUGCUUGGAACCUCCUGCUCGGCUUGCAAGCAGCUAAUUUGCCACAAGUGGCAGAUCAACCAGAAUCCCACGCCAGUCGUACCAGAUUGGAUCUAUACGGCUGCGACAAUUGGCAUCGCUAUCGGAGUGGUCACGCUGGUGGUUGUCUUCAUCUCGCACCGGAGAAGGGUCACGCGGAGCAAGACGUACCGCACCAUGGUGCAAGCAGCCGAAGAGCAUCACAUGCAGUGCCAUGCGGCCAUCCCAAACGACUCGGGCGUCAUGCAUUUCACGGAUAGCUGGAAGGCUCGGCCUUUUCGCCUGCGUGACAUCGUUCGUGUCUCGCGACUUCGUGUCUACGACCUCAACAUCGUAGGCGUUGGUUUUCCUCUCUACAACAAUGCGAUGAUCAGCUUCCUGCAGCGGGGACAUUGCUGUAAGUCGGGAGACAUGACAGCUUCACAGCAGACGGUGGUCUUGAAGUUGCGACCAGCAGACUGGGGAGUCCUCCAGCAUGUGCAGGGGCCUCUUAAAGUGUUGCAGGCGCUCAUUGGGCAACAUGACAGCGAUUUGAUUCUUGAUUGUACUGACAUUCGAUCAGUGGUUCUUGGGGCCGCUGACAUUGUUCAAGGGGAAUCAGUUCAGAUGGCUGAGUUGUUCUGUGGCGGGUUCAAUGGUUUUGCUCAGGCGGCUUUUGUACUCAAUCGGGGAUCUGUGCCUCUUCACGCUUGUUGGUCUUUGGACAUUGACGAGGAUUGCGAUCGAAUGAUCAAGUGUCGCGAACCUGCUACGCAGUUCCUCCGCAGCCCACAAGAGUUGGAGGAGGCUGUUUCGCUCCACUCUGAUCUCGUGCAUGUGUCCGCAGACAUCAAAUGGAAUUGGUGGAUGCGCUGCUUCUUGCAUAUGCCUGUGCAGCUCGUAGCUGCGAGCCCUCCUUGCCAGCCUUGGAGCUCGGCCGGAAGUGAGUCCGGCCUCGAUUCUUCUGAGGGUCAGCUGAUGCUGCGCCUCAUUGAUGUGGUGAGUGCUGUAGGGGUUCCGGUUAUAGUUCUAGAACAGGUGGCAGGCUUUGUCCAGCAUCCGCAUUAUCCUAUUGUCAUGCAGGCAUGGGCUUUGGCAGGCUACGAGGUCAAGUGGCAGGACACCUUGAAUCUGCUUGAUGUGCUUCCCUGCCAGAGGGUUCGCCACAUAUGUGUGCUGGCUCGCACAGGCCCCCUGCCUGAUGUGAGUAUUUCACCAGUCAGCUGGGCACUUGGGCGCAGACAAACUCUGGGUCAUGCGCACGCUGUGUUUGAUUUGCCAGGGCCCUUGCUGCGUGCGGCCAUACCAGAUGAUGCCGCCCUGGCCAAGUAUCUCGACCCGUGGUAUGUGCCAGCACCUGUUCGGGUGGGAGCCCGUCAGCAAACACCGGCGCAGUACCGAGUCAGAACUGUGGAUGGUCAUGCUAGCACCUUUCUUGCGAUGUAUCAAUCCCAACACACGCUUCCCGAAAGCAUGCUUUCCCGCAAGGGUAUUCUAGGCUGCCUUCUCCAGCAUCAGGGCUGCUUGAGGUUCUUCGCAGGUGCUGAGGUUGCAUCGCUGCAUGGAGCGGUGCAGCCCAUACUGCUGGAUGCACAGGCUGCAGUUCAAAUGCGCAUGCUUGGCAAUGCCAUUGCGGUUCCACAGGCGGUUGUGGGUUUGGUUUAUGGGUGCCUAGUACUGGGUCUUGAAGGGGUGCCUGAUCCUGCCAGUGCUGUUCACCUGGCAUGUCGGUUGCGACUGCAUAACCAAAAUACAGUCUUGAUUCCGGUUGAUUCCGAUUGGAUCCUCUGCUCCAGAGAGCAAACAGAAGCAGUUAUCAAAAGCGGCGGUGGCCUGCCGAAAACAGCAUGGGCCACACCACCCUCCCAGGUGCUCACGGAGGUCACUCUCCAGGCAGGUGAUGUGCAGCAGCAACUGUGUGUCCCAGUCGGCAUGCGGCCGGUUGACUUGUUGGCCCACAUUGGUUGUGUUGCGGCACCAGGGCUCCCUCAUCUGUCGCAGCAGCCUCUCUUGAGUUGUGCCACAAUCCAGGUGCUUGCACCAAUGAGCCUCCCUGCUGAGCCCUCGGUUGGGGAGAAGGAUGGCUGUCUGCACUGGAGUGUGGUGCUGACACCUGGCCGGGUGUACGUUGUCUCUACGGCCAGUCCUAGUACAUGGUCGCAGUUGCUGUGUGUGGCGGAGGAUGUACACGUUGAGGACUGCCGCUUGAGUUUGUUCUCGGUCUAUGGGACCAGGCUUGAACACUUGCAGGAUUUUCAGCACUGUAUGGUGGCAGUCCCAGAAGACCCUGACCUGCCCGUCUUUCCAUUGCUGCACCUUGCCCAUGCUGGCGAGCAACUUCGGGUGUUCCGCCUCCGAGGCGGCCUGGCUGCGGUGUCACCGGCAGAUGGUGCUAUGAACCUGUGGCUGGGCACUCCCUUUCAUGUUCUCAGUGCCCUUGGUUGGCAGGCGGCUGUGCAUGGGUACCCUGUUGAGCCGGGCGCAACGAUGACCAUUAGUAUGGUACCUCUUCCUGUCUCAGUGCGUGUGUCGGAGGAUCAGCUCCAGGGCCUUUGGCGAAUUUGGUUGUUGGUUGCCUUUCUCCAGCAAUGCCGUGCCACCCAGAAUACAGGUGCUACCAUUGCCGUGGAGGUCCAAAUUGUAGCCAAAACGGUGUGGACCGGUCAUCUGCCAGCGGACUUGGAGACUCAAAUGCUGGAGCAAUGGUGGGCGAAGGCCUCCAACAUGUGUGAGCUGCCGCCGCGCAGCCGGAUCUUCUCAGGUCCUUUCCCGCUCCCCCCCAGCCUCCUGCUGCAGGAUGUUCGGUCGCAAGAACGCCGCCAUGUCGUUCGCAAGAGCGGGCUGUUGCUCCUCAGCCUUCAGCCAGAAUGUGUAGGAGGUGGGGUAAAGUCUGAGAAUGCAUCCUGGACGCAAACACGUGCCGCGUCCCUUUGUCUUAGCAACGGACUUGAUUUGGCCCGUACCACACAAUUUGUCGACCAGCUCACCACAGCAGCUGGCGUGCCCAAACUUGCAGCUGUCCUUCAGGGCCCAACCUCGGAGCGGUGGAGUAAUGUCUUGGACUUAGCCAAGCAAGUCAAUGUAGCCACGCCAGUUGUCACAGGUCACCAGGCCAAGGCGGAUGUCCGAAUGAAAAAGGCAGCGCAGCGACGACGUGCCCAGGAGCGAUACUCCAUCCAAGCGUCCGAUGUGUCCCUCACGCCGGAUUUCUUCUUUAAUGCGGACGGGUCUCCUGCCAACAUCCUGCCCGGACUGCAGCCUGGAGCCUCUGGAGUUUUCUUGGUUGACGAGGGCGAGGCACCUGAACUGCUCAGUGCCCUCAGCGGCGUGCAACCGGAUGAGUUGUGCUUGGUUGUCCUCGGCCAUCACUGUCCCGACCCUUCGCGCUGUGAUGGUAAGCUUUCGUUCCCGGCUUGCGCGUGUUCGGAUGCUGCCCCAUUGCUUUUGGCCGGCUGUCUGCACAACCUGGGCGGCCGCAAGGUUGUGACCAAACAUCAGUCCGAUGUUGCUGUGGACCUGCCUGAGGUCUUCUGCUGCUCCUUUGAGGCUUAUGGUGAUGAAUUUGAUGGUGAGUCCUGGCAGGCCCUGACUGCGUCACCUGUGAAGACGGUGCAAGACAUCUUUCGCAAAGCUGGCAUUGAUAAGGCGUUUGCAAACCCAUGGGGGCGCCAGUUCUUUGCCGGCGAUAAACCCACCGUUCCUGCCAAUGCUGAAAAGGCUGUGUUCCAGGCCAAGGUUGAUGCUAAGGUCGUGCAGCAGAUGCUGGAGGUUAGCGGUCAUAACCGGGUCUACAUGGUGCCGCGCAACCCGGAUCGGACACUGCAGCAUGAAUACUCGAUUGUCUGGCUUGGCAACAGCAAGGCUGAGGUACUCAAGCUGUCGCUCCAGGUCAAGGGUCAGCUUGGUAUUGUUCGUUCCAGGGCGAGAUUUGGCAUACGGGUCGCGGCGACCAAAUUUGAACAGACAUUUGGGCAAUUGCGCCCCGGCCAGGUUGCACCGGCUAAGGUCGAGGUAAAGCAUUUGUUCCGGGUCGGCCCGUUGCCAGCCGGUGCAGGAGCUGAUGAAAUCCGUGAAUGGGCCAUGAAAGCUGCUUGGCAGGUGAGAGUGAUUAAAGCCCUCGGUGCCUCACAUUGGCUUCUGGGCGCUGCGGGUGAGCCCCCUUCGGUGUUUCCUGCCUUUAACGGACAAACGGUGCUGAUAACCAAGCUCCCUCAACGUGCUCCCCAGCGGUCAGAGCUGCAGUCAGGUUCCUUCAAUAGUCGACAGUCUUUUCCCUCUGGGCAGCGCGCCGAGGAGGAUCCAUGGAACCUUUCAGAUCCGUGGAGUUCAUACACUGCGAAGCAGAAAUUGCAAGCAACCAGUGCCCCAUUGCAGCCAGCUAACACUGCACCUGCCCCUCGGCACUUGGGCGGCCCCACCGAACAGCGGUUCAAGGAGCAGGAGGGCCGUCUUCAGGCGCUGGAAACUGGUUUGCAGAACCUUCGGCUGCACCAUGACAAGCAGCACGAGGAAAUCCUCCACCAACAAAAGGCCGACCGCGCUGCUGCCCAAUCGUCAACAGAACAGCUCCAGGACCGCAUCGCCCUGAUUGGUGCUGACUUUUCCAAACAGCUGCAACAGAGCGUGGCCUCGCUCCAGGGCGCCCAGGCGCAACAGCAACAGCAGAUGCAGUCGAGCCUGGAUGAGAUCAAACAAUUGAUGAUGUCGUGCCGCGAGGGCCGGGAUGUGAGUAAGAAAGCCAAAAUGGCUGCGGAGAAGGAUGAUCUCUGA